Molecule: messenger RNA, 237 nt
Organism: Diaporthe batatas
Lineage: Eukaryota; Fungi; Ascomycota; Sordariomycetes; Diaporthales; Diaporthaceae
Product: NEDD8 family protein RUB1
Exons: 4
Coding region: 1-237 (78 amino acids)
Biological process (GO): protein neddylation; regulation of proteolysis; modification-dependent protein catabolic process
Cellular component (GO): cytoplasm; nucleus
Molecular function (GO): protein tag activity; ubiquitin protein ligase binding
Source: RefSeq, a predicted model, not a curated record
AUGCAGAUCAAGGUCCGAACACUCACAGGCAAAGAGAUCGAGCUCGACAUCGAGAGGGACUACAAGGUCUCGACGAUCAAGGAGAAGGUCGAGGAGAAGGAGGGUAUACCGCCCGUCCAGCAACGUUUGAUUUUCGGAGGAAAGCAAAUGGCCGAUGACAAGACCGCCGAAGAUUACGCAUUGGUCGGAGGCGCAACGCUCCAUCUCGUCCUCGCGCUGAGGGGUGGGAAGCAAUAA